Messenger RNA from Penicillium diatomitis, 1620 nucleotides. RefSeq names its product mevalonate kinase (gene erg12). Gene Ontology annotation, cellular component: cytoplasm. The record is from RefSeq and is a predicted model, not a curated record. Gene Ontology annotation, biological process: ergosterol biosynthetic process; isoprenoid biosynthetic process. The transcript has a single exon. Gene Ontology annotation, molecular function: ATP binding; mevalonate kinase activity. Bases 1 to 1620 code for a protein of 539 amino acids. Lineage: Eukaryota; Fungi; Ascomycota; Eurotiomycetes; Eurotiales; Aspergillaceae.
AUGUCUACCAACGGCGUUCACCGACGCAAUGGUAGUAUGAAAAGUACAGAAAGUCAGAACAAUCAGCCACGGCCAGUUGCGCACUUCGAAAUCGAUCACGAUCUACCAGACCGCUCCCGUGUGGAUGGGAACGGCAACGUCAACGACCACGGUACUGACCCAGAUUCGCUCGACCAUUCUUCCGAUAGCAGCAACGCAGCUGCUUCCUCUCACAACCACAACGGCAUGACAUCUCGUCGGCCAAACAUGUCGCGCAAAGCAUCCUCACCUAUGGCGCCCACCUUCAUGGUGUCGGCGCCGGGCAAGGUCAUUGUCUUUGGUGAACAUGCCGUAGUCCACGGCAAGGCCGCUCUAGCUGCUGCAAUCUCCCUUCGCUCCUAUCUUCUCGUCACAACACUGUCCAAGUCACAUCGCACGGUGACCCUGAACUUCCGUGAUCUCGGACUAAGUCAUACCUGGGAUAUCGACACAUUGCCAUGGAGCGUCUUUCAUCACCCGUCGAAGAAGAAGUUCUAUUACGAUCUGGUUACCGACUUAGACCCUGAAUUGGUCGAGGCCAUCCAGCCUCACGUCGACAUCGUAUCCAAGCACCUCCCCGAAGACCAGCGCAAAAUCCACAUCCGCUCGGCGUCAUCCUUCCUCUAUCUUUUCCUCUCGCUAGGGUCUCCGCAAAGCCCUGGCGCCAUCUACACUUUGCGCUCCACGAUUCCUACCGGUGCCGGUCUCGGCAGUAGUGCCAGUGUGUGUGUCUGCUUGAGUGCCGCGCUGCUUCUCCAGAUUCGGACAUUGGCAGGCCCCCAUCCAGAUCAACCACCCGAGGAGGCUGAGACGCAGAUUGAGCGCAUUAACCGGUGGGCCUUUGUGGGUGAGAUGUGUAUACAUGGGAAUCCUAGUGGUGUGGAUAAUACGGUGGCCUCCGGGGGUAAGGCAGUGAUCUUCAAGCGUCCCGACUAUCUCAAGCCGCCAGUGGUCAUUCCUGUGCCCCAAUUCCCCGAACUGCCUCUUCUGCUAGUGGACACACGGCAGUCUCGCUCGACCAUGACCGAGGUAGCAAAGGUGGGCGAGCUCAAGAAGGCGCAUCCUGUGGUGACCGAGUCCAUCCUGAACGCAAUCGAUCAGGUGACUUGCUCAGCGCAGCGUCUCCUCGAAACUCCAGAUUUUGUGGGCGAUUCAGAUGAGACACUCGCUCAUUUCGGUACGCUCAUUCGCAUCAACCACGGCUUCCUGGUUUCACUGGGCGUGUCUCAUCCUCGCCUGGAGCGCAUUCGGGAACUCGUUGACUACGCCGAUAUGGGCUGGACCAAGUUGACCGGCGCUGGUGGCGGCGGUUGCGCCAUGACCCUUUUACGACCCGACGUGAAGCCAGAAGUGGUCCGCGACUUGGAGCAAAAGCUCGAGACCGAAGGUUUCACAAAGUACGAGACCACACUGGGCGGUCAUGGCAUUGGUGUGCUGUAUCCUGCAGUUUUGCGCAGUGGUUCCGAUGAGGAGGGCGGCGUGGAGAUUGAUCAGCAAAGUUUCGAGAAUGCCGAGGGCACUGAAGGUAUCGAGCGGCUUGUUGGUGUUGGAUACAAUGAGCAGCGCGAGGGAUGGAAGUUCUGGAAGCGCGCGACGCAAUGA